This is a messenger RNA of Leucoraja erinaceus (little skate), 6069 nucleotides long. RefSeq names its product maestro heat-like repeat-containing protein family member 1. The record is from RefSeq and is a predicted model, not a curated record. Gene Ontology annotation, cellular component: cytoplasm. NCBI's taxonomy places the organism in Eukaryota, Metazoa, Chordata, Chondrichthyes, Rajiformes, Rajidae. Bases 951 to 5864 code for a protein of 1637 amino acids. The transcript has a single exon.
UAUUUUCACAGCAAUUUCUAAUGUGACCCAGUCAAUUGUACUUUUGUCCUUAGUGGUGAGGUCAUCACCUGGGAGGUCAUGUGACAGACGGGUCACAUGACAUCACAAUGAGAUGGUGCUUGUACCAAUUGGCUGCCCGUGGGCCUAGCUGAGAGCUGUGGUGAAGACAGCCUUACUGCUCUGCUCUGUGUGUGUGUGAACACCAACUCUAAGAUCAACAAUCUUAGAUCAAUCUUAGAUCUCUAAGAUCAACAAUCACCCAAUUCUUCAAAACAACGUCGACCAUCAGAAUAGGAAUCCACGAGCAAGGAUCAACGAACUCUGAGCUUAAGUACAAACAAGCUCAGUUCGUAGGCGCCCUGAACUUGAGUUUGAGCAGAGAAAACUAAGCCAAUACUUUCAACAUGUGCUGGGUCUCCAAGUGUAUGUUGACACCACAAUUGCCAAUGUAAACACUCACAGUGGACUCCACUUCUACUGAGUUAGAUCGAAAAGGAAUUAUUAGUCUUCGAGUGAGUUCAUGGCAACGGGCUAAACAUUAAGUUGAAGAAGAUUCACCGACUCUAUCAACAGGAAGAAGAUUUAGUUAAAUAAUUGGUUCACAAUCACCCGGUGAAUAAAUGGAACUUGAGCCACUUUUUACCAUUUCCCCAAAAUAAAACAAACCAUAGACCUAGCGUGAAUCGGCGAUCGAUGGUCGGCGUGGAGUUGGUGGGCCGAAGGGUGUGUUUCCAUGUGUACCUGCCUAUCGAUCAAUCCAAAAUAAAUACUUUGUGACUGCAGGAUUGGGAAUUUUGGUGAAGAGUGCUCAGAGAAAAUUCCUGCCUCUUUUGGGGGAAAUAACAGACUUGUUUGCAAGGAGCGAAGGGAUCGGGUAAGCAUCACCUCCGGAGUUUGGGGAAGUGCGCUGGUGGGAUUGGCGGGAGAGUGAAUGAUAGACGGGGGCGAGAAUGAAAGUGGAAGUUUGGAUAAGUGCCCUCCUGAGCAUGUCUCCUGACAGCAGUGAGCUGGUGAGGCAGAGAGUGAUCGAGUCCCUGCAGGAACUGGGGAGGAUCAAACGGAAGAGGGUCCUCCUGUUUCUUCACAACUUUCUCAUGGAGCGCCAGACUCUGCCCAUGUCGCAGCGUACAACGUUACUGAAGAGCGUGGUGCUGAUCGUGAAGGAGAACACCCGCAAUUUGAGCCGUCCGCUGUCCAAGAAAAUGAUCGCCAUGGCUUCAAUGGAAAUGUCCAAAAUGACCGGCAUUAAUGACUUGCACAGAGAAAGUGCCAGCAAAUUCCUACUUGUCCUGGGCUCCAGUUUUCCCAUUGAGGUUUUCAUGGAGCUGCAAUCGAUGCUUCAAAGACAGAACCCAGCGAAAUUCUACGUGAUCUUAACCCUGGCAAACCUGUGCUCUGAAAACGGCUGCUGCAUCGUCCCAUUGCUGAAGCCCAUCUUGGACACCAUCCUCAGCCUACUCAACGUGGAGACGUGUAAAAGGAUGCGGUGGGUCUUCUGCUAUGCUCUAGGCCAUUUCAGCAAGAGCAUUCUCACCUACAACUCAGACCCGCAUCUCCCAGCAAAGAAGUGUCUCUACGUCAGUGAGCUUUCCAGUGCCUACGACAUACUCUUCCAAUCCUGGUUGAACUCAAGAGACCCCAAGAUGACCACGGGGGUGGUGGAAGCAAUCGGCCAAAUCAUCUAUCUUCUCCCCAGUGAUAAAAUAGAGAAUGAGCUGCCCGCUCUGAUCCCAGCCAUCCUGUCCUUGUACCAGAAGUCGUACAGUGAUCUCUCCGUUACUAAGGGCUUGUGUGGAAUACUCUGCACUGCCCUGGAGAGGAACAGCAAGAUGCUGGUAUCCCACCUAGAACACCUGCUGGUCACAUUACACCUCCAGAUCUGCAUCUCCAUGGAUCACCCGACCAGUGCUCUGUCAGAAUGCCUUCGAAGUAAAAUCCUUUGCUGCUUUCAAAUCCUCAGUUCCUCCUUUGGGCAAGAGAUCGCCAGGUUCCUUCUGCUGCAGUUGGAGAUCUCCAAUGACCAAAUCCAGCUGGGAGCCUUGGCCAUCCUGAAGCAUCUCAUCAACAUGGUCCCGGCCUCCGUGGAGACCCACAAGAGCCAGAUCAUGAGUAGCGUCUCGCUGUCGGUCCUGAGGAGCGGCCACAGGGUGAAGGGUUUCCUCAGCCAGUUGGUGCAAGCUUUGGCCAGCCACGGCUACCUGGAGCUGGAGGGAGGGGUGGAGCUAGUGCGGUUCAUCGUUGACCAGUGCGCGCUCGCCAAGGACGAGGACGGGGAGAGCCACAGGACCAGGGGGAACAAUGAGCCACACGAGGGCGGGGUUACAGACGGGGAACUGAAGAGCCUGUACGAGCGGUUGCUGGAGAGAUUGACAGCCACCACCAUGAUAGACAAUGUCCUAUGGCCACUGCUGUUGGAGUUUGUUGUCCCAGCCAGGUACACCAAUGCCUUGGCUGCUGUCUGCAGCUCCUUGGCUUAUCUGGGAAGCAAGAAGCAGCAGGCUGGGGAGACGGAGUUUGUCUUGAACUACGAUGAGCACACCAAUCUGCCGAACCGCCAGGCCCUGCUGACUCGUCUGUUGGCCGUGUCCUCGUCCCCCUACGAGGGGAGGGGGCAGGGAGCCCCGGCCCUGUCCUUGCUCUGGGUCCUGGGCAUCAAUGUCCACCCGGCUGCUGUCAACGUGUGGGACAAGGAGCUCCCGGGUUUGGUCAACUAUCUGCAGGAAUGUCCAGAGGACCAUCUGGUCCAGAACGAGUGGGAGCAGAAACUGCUGCAGGUCCUGUCACGGACCUUGGAGGAGAUAGAAGACGAAGUCUGGAUCGUCCGCCUGAGUGAGGAGAUGACCAAACAGAUUCAAAGGAGCCACAGUUCUUCGCAGCAGAAGGGCUUCCUCUACAAGUGUCUGGGCAUAACCUUGCAGCUGACUCAAAGCCAUGGCGUGGUGAAGAGGAAACUCCAAGUGAUGCUCCAGAUUGUCCAACAUGACAAAGACUUGGAAAGAGAAGGUGUAGCCACUGCAAUUGGCUACUGCGCCCAAACUCACUUGGAGACCUCCCUAACUGUGUUGAAAAACUGUUCCAAGUUGAACAUUUUUAAAAAGACUGCGAGUUUCUACCAGAUAAUGAAAGACCAUGGUAACAUUGGAAUAAUGCAGGUGAAGAGCACACUGAUUUUAUGCUAUGGGUACAUAAUCCUGCAUUGUCCCAAGGAUAUUAUCUUGCCCAGAAUAGAGACGGAUAUUCUGCAGAAUGUUUUGAAGCAUUUCAACAUCAAGAUAUUGGGCAUGAAGGUUCCGGUCAGGCACCCAAUGAUGAAGUUAAGUCUGAUAAAGACUGUAACGCUUCUGGCCACAGCUUUCCAAUGUGGGGAAGGGCAACAGUGCUACAAGUUGAGCAGAAAGACUGAGCUACUCACCUACAUGCAAGAGUUUAUCAAGGCUGAGCCCACAGACUCAUUGACAACGGACAUUCGAAAGGAUGCCAUGGAUGCUAGCUCAUGCCUCGUCAACGUGGAGCCCGUGUUUGUACUAAAUGAUUAUGGUGAACUAAUUAAGUUAUGCCUGAACAGCAUUUUCAGCUUGCCAUCAUUGGAGGCCGGUGAAAGCAGAGAAGUGGAUAGGAUGAAGAGGCAGGACCUUUAUAAUGCAACACUGAUGGCUCUCGAGGACCUUCUGACGCAACUUCUAAGUUUGGAUUUGUCGCCGAAAGGUUUUCAAUAUCUCUUUAGCUUCUUGGUGAUUUGGAUCGAAUCCACCAAUAACUAUGAACGGGAAAGGUCCCUGAUGAUGACUUUGCAUCUGCUGACAUUUUAUCAGGAUACGUUUGUCGUUAAUGAGAAGGAUUUAUCUCACAGUUUUGUGGAAAUGAUUGGCUAUACAGUGGUGCGGUGCUCAGAUCCAUCACUCGCUGUAAGGGAAAUAGCCAGUGAGUGUUUGUACGUUCUGCUGUGCCUGCAGUUACGGCUGGUGGGCUUUCCAGUGGACCAUAAAGAUAGCAAUGUGGAACAUCUGAAGACCAUCAAGGUUGGGUUGAAGGACACUGACUUUGAGGCUCUGUUUUAUGUGUGCAUAGAUCUGGGCAAAGUCCUCUCCAGAUGUGUGCCCCACGCCCACGUCAACACACUGCUCCUCACCAUUUCGGAAAGACUCGCUGAGGAGCAGUUGAAUGGCUCCUAUGCGGCCUCUAUAGUUGUGAACGUACUCGUCAGGAACUGCGGAACCAUCCUCACCGACAUUCCUGGAGUCAUCAAAUCCCUUUACCAUCAGUUGCAGUUGAUCACACAGCCACACGUAACACGUUCCGUGAUACAUUCCAUUUCCAUCCUGGCUUCCCAAAACGUGCCGAUGGUCUUGCCUUAUCUCCUCAAGCACCAAAUCCCAUUUCAGACGUACACGGACGACAUAUGGAGAUCCCUACUGAGUGACAGUACACUGGCCACCACCUCCAUCAAGUACCUCCUCAAUAACCUGAAGCUAAUGUAUGAUGACAACAAAGAAUCUCUCAUGCAGGAGAUGGUGUUGACCACACAGCAGUCUUUAGCAGUGAUCCAUGCUCUCCAUGCAAUGAUAUGCUGUCCGGAAUCAGACGAUGCAGUUAACAUCCUGUACCCGCAGUUGUUCUGUGUUAUUCUACUCUUCCUCAGCUCCAGUGUCCAGAUCUGCUCCAGAGAUUUCCUACGCACCCCAAAGCAGAGGAAGUCUUCCACCUUGCCCGAGAGAGCUGGCAAUGCUGACAUUUGCAACUACAUGGUGGAGAUCCUCCAAGCUUUGCUGAGGGACAGCAUGCGGGAGGAUGCGAGCGCGAUGGAGGAGAAGGGCUGGGAUCUGAUCAAGACUCCAGGGAGGCACCACGAGGGGGUCAUGCUUCUGGCCAACAAGAUGGCGGUGUGUGCUGUGCCCCAUCUCAUCAGCAUCGUGGAGGAACUCAUUCCCUUCCUGGCCAACCUGCAGGAGAGGCAGAGAGUAGCCGUGGCUGCAUUCUUUGCCGAGCUCCUGAACCACUCGGUGGUGAUGGACCUGUCACUGGCCGACACCCUGGUGGGCAGCCUUCUCCGAUGUUUGAUUGACACCUCGCCCACCAUCCAGGGUCUCGCUAUCAGGGGUUUGGGAAACACUGCAGCUGGGGCAGCCCUGAACAUUGAAAAAUACUCCCACAAGCUACUGUCCGCGUUGAUCGCAGUGAUUCACAAGUACUGGAAGUCCAACAAUCUCAUGGCCAUGGAAGCCAUGUCCAGCAUUGCCAAAGUCCUGGACUCCCUGCAAGGGCAUUUUGCAGAUUACACUCUGAUCGAUGUGGCACUUACAAUCGAGUCUUUGUUCGACAACGAGCUGGAGAAAAUGAGGGCUUCUGCAUUCAAAGUCCUGGGGAAACUGAUCAGGUUUGGAAACCCGGAGAGGAACCCUGUGCUGGCCGAACAUCUCCACGUCACCCUGAUCAACUUGCUCCUGCAUCUCAACGAUGAGAGCAUGGAGGUGACCAAAGUGUGCAGGUCAGUGCUGAAGCUGAUGGGUCCCAUUGUUGGUUCGGACAGCCUGGGCAGCGUGUUCCAGGAGGUGACGUCGGAGGACUCCGCGCUGGACUAUGAAGCCUACUUGAGCAAAGUGUCCCAACACAUCAGUGAAGACUUGCCCGACAGGGUGCCCUCCUACAUCAUGAACUGUGCUGCCUUCUUCACCAACCCCCAGGCGGAGAUCAGACAGAACGCGGUCACUCUGAUCGGGCUGCUGAUGCACGAUGGGGUGGACGAGUUUGCCACGCAGCUUUCCGCGGAUUCCGUUUGCAAAGAGAUCUGCACCCUGCUCUCAGACCCCGUGAGAUGUGUCCGCCUCAAGGCAGCAAUAGCCAUCCGCCACCUCCACAUGUACUAGAUUAGACCAUUGGACCACCAGCACCAGCUGAGUUGAAGACGGGGAGAAGAAAACCACGGGGCUCACCUUCCUAAAGGCAAAGCUGUCUGGUUUGAAACACUUCCACACAGUGUCCCUGCAAGGAUUCCUCCUGCAACAGGCCGUGUUGAAACCAAAGUGGAUUUAUUUGAAAAUAGUAUUUUAUAAUUAAAGAAUAAAUGUUUUA